Linum trigynum is the source of this 1895-nucleotide messenger RNA. Lineage: Eukaryota; Viridiplantae; Streptophyta; Magnoliopsida; Malpighiales; Linaceae. The record is from the annotation of a GenBank genome assembly.
GGAAUGGCACACGUUAUGAAAGAUUAUUGGCUAGUGGACUCCUGAGUCCUGAGAGCAAGGCAUGGUUAUAGAAGCUCUCUGCCUCAAUCCAGCAGAGCUAUAUAUUCCACCACAUGCAUUCUUCUACACAAUUGUCUGAAACUUAGGAAGAAAACCAAUGAAAAGACACUUCUUUUACUCUUACUUCUGUCCUCAAGGUACAAAACAAUACUAGGAUUACCUGUCACAACAUGAGUGAUCAAAUGAUGAAGCAAAGAGAGUCGUCUCCAGAAGCACCAGAUGCAAAGUCUGAAACUUUAGCCUGCUACCAGCCAUCCCAUCAAGCUCCAAAAAAGAAGAAGACCAGCAGCAACAAGAGCAAGAGGAGAUUCAGUGAUGAACAGAUUAGGCUGCUGGAGUCGAUCUUCGAAUCGGAGACAAAGCUUGAACCGAGGAAGAAGAUGCAGGUGGCUAGAGAACUCGGGCUACAACCUCGCCAGGUCGCUAUAUGGUUUCAGAACAAGAGAGCUAGGUGGAAGUCAAAGCAGAUUGAGAAAGACUACAAGAUGCUCAAGGCUAACUACGAUAGCCUUGCAUCUAGUUUCGAGUCUUUACAGGACGAGAGGCAGACCUUGCUCUUACAGUUGCAGAAUCUAAACGCACAGAUGGAAAAAUCAUGGGAGGGAGAUGAUAACUGCAAGGACUUGGAAGGAAGUUGCCAAAUCACGGUACCUUCAGAAGACAGAAACAUGUUUGAGCCCCAAGCUGCACAGCAAGGAGUAGAGAACAAAGUAUUCACAAGUUCACAGAGCACACAAUUUGACAAGAGCAGAGGUUUUAUGCACCCAGGGUAUGAUGGGUACCAGCAGCUCGUGGACAAGGUUCAGGCUACAGAAGGUUCACUACCACCAGGUUGUCAAUUUGACGUGUCUUAUGGAAGUUCACAAUGGUUCAACUUCUGGUGUUGAACGGCCAAAACCCAUACAGGGAAAUGCCUGAAGUUUGGUGGCUUUGAUUUGCUAGUAGCUAAGAUUGGUUAGAGCAAGAACAACAUGGUAUUGAAUGCAGGAGGGUGAUGAGCACUAAUUUGACGAAAAUAUUGACUGUGACAUCAUGCAGGAUGGUGAUUUAGGAAACUAAAGCUAUAAAGUAUAAGUUAUAGAAAUUGCAUAGCUAGAAUUUGCAUUUGGAUUUCGAAAUUCUAAUAAUGUCUACGUAGCAUUGCAACAAAUUCAUAUAGAGGAAGAAUGUUGGUUUGAAUUGUAUGUAUCAGAAGGUAAGACUGCAGUCUGCAAUAUUAUGUGAGAUGAGAUGCAACCAUGAACCAUAUGAGAUGAUGGAAGACGAUCCAAACAGCUACAGUAUGCGUCUAGGAGAGAAAAAACCACGAUUAGGUGGAAGCUAACAAAUCUCAUUGAACUUUUUCACUGAAUAAUCAAUCGACUGCCUACCAGUAACAUUGAACGAUCACUUGCAAGCCAUGUGAACAAAAGAAGAUCUUCCCAGUCUUCCAUAAAGCCAUGUCUUCAACAAUGGGGAAAAAGGUAUCAACUUUCUCCCUAGUAUUCCUUCGUGUCAUGUCUCACAAGUCAAAGCACGGCCCUGGGUCACAGGGACAAUUACACAAGCACUUGGUGUGCAAGAAGAGUUUCCUGAACAACGAUGACUUCCAAACUAAUCCGCUCGCAGGAAGAUGAGGUUAAUCUCCGACAACUGCCCCUAUUCCCUCAACUGCUACUCCCUGCAACUUGCUCAUGCUGUCCCAGGAGAAAAAGCCCACAACUUUCUUCCUUCCAUUGAGUCAAAAAUUCGACACAUUUCCCCCCAAUAGAGAGUCAAAAAUCGGCUUCAGUUCCCUAUCAACCAGCAGUCGUGACUUCUGAACUAUGAUCCUUUAAUUAAUACUUUCUGUAAAC